UUUUAAACUGCAUACAACUUCAAUUCAUUGAACUUUAAGACAUCAACAUACACACGGCACGGAAUCUAUUUAUUUAUAUUUUAAUUUUAAUUGUUGAAGGAAGAAGAGAAAGAUAAACGAUCACAAUGCCUGAAGAAGAUAUUAGUGCCUCAACUCGCAUGACAAAUGAUGACUUUAGAAAAUUGCUUAUGACACCAAGAGCAUCAGUACCAGCAGCUACACCGGCAACUGCACCUGGAACUCUUCGAGAUGCUAGUGCAAAAACAGCACAAACUCCUGUCACCAAUGAUUCUAACAGAGCUGAGUUGCGAAGGAAAAAGAAAAGCUAUUAUGCCAAGCUCAAAAAACAAGAAGAUGACAAAAUGGCAGAACUGGCAGAAAAAUACAGAGAUCGUGCACGAGAAAGAAGAGAUGGUGUUAAUCAAGACUCGGUUGAAGAUCCAAUAACAAAUGCCAGUGCUUAUCGAGCUGUUGCUCCAGAUUUAAAAUCUGGCUUGGAUGCUGCUGAACGAAGAAGGCAAAUGAUUCAACAAUCCAAGUUCUUAGGUGGAGACAUGGAGCACACUCACUUGGUGAAAGGUCUUGAUUAUGCAUUGCUACAAAAGGUGAGGAGUGAAAUUGAAGCAAAAGAGUAUGAGCAAGAACAAGAAAUGGAAAAACUUAUCAAACCAAAAGAAAAAGUAAAAGAGGAAAAGAAAGUUGAGAAAAAAGAUGAAGAAACUAUGUUCAAAACCAAAACUGCUCGCAAUAUUCACAGAAUAGUAUCAAUUAUGAAAUCUAAAAAUGUUGAACACAACGAACUUUUUACACCUGGGAGAAUGGCAUAUGUUAUUGAUUUAGAUGAUGAUACGGAGGGUGAUAUACCAACAACAUUGAUUAGAAGUAAAGCUGAUGUUCCAACUAUUGAUAAUACUCCAACUCUGACAACAAAUGAUAUUGUGAUUAAUAAAUUAGCUCAAAUUUUGUCAUAUUUGAGACAAGGAAGUAGGCAUGGGAAAAAAGGAAAGAAGAAUAAAGAUGGAAGAGGAAGACCUGAAGAUUUUAAUGAUAUGGAACUGGCACCUCAAAAAACUGUACAAGAUGACAGUAUAUAUGGUGAUAUUGGUGAUUAUGUGCCAUCAAUCUCAAAAAUAGAGUCAAGUCACUCAAAGUCAAGUAAAAAGAAAGAAUCAUACUUUGAUAAACCUGCAGAAGAAUAUACAGAAAAAGACAAUGCUCCACAAUUACCAAAUCCUUCAGUGGCAUCAGUUACAGCAACAAUUACAAAACUUGCUGCAGUUUCAGAAGCUACUCAGAAAAAGGGCGGUUUGUUAGACAAAUUAGCUGCUGAACCAGAAGGAUAUGCUGAAUGUUAUCCAGGUUUGGAUGAAAUGCAGGAUGCUAUAGAUGAUUCUGAUGAUGAAGUGGACUACACUAAAAUGGAUUUAGGAAAUAAGAAAGGACCAAUUGGUCGUUGGGAUUUUGAUACGCAAGAGGAAUAUGCUGAUUAUAUGAAUAAAAAAGAAGCUUUGCCAAAAGCAGCAUUUCAAUAUGGUGUCAAAAUGGCUGAUGGACGAAGAACAAAGAAAUUUAAUAAAGAGAAAAAUGAAAAAGCAGAGCUAGAUAGAGAAUGGCAAAAAAUACAAAAUAUUAUGAAUAAGAGGAAACCUUCUAGUGGAGAUGGUCCAGAUGCAAAAAUCGCAAGAUAUUAGUGAAAAAUUGAUUCUUUGUUUUGAUUUUUUAAUUACAUCAAGUGUAUAUUUUCAAUUGUAGAACUUCCUAAUUUCUAGAAUGAUUUUAUUGUUAUUUUUGUAAAUAUAUGUAUAAUAAUUACUUUAUUAGUGGUUUUUCAAUCUUAAAAAAAAAUAACUAAAUAGUAAUAAUAAUAAUAAAGUUAAUAAUUAACUCGUGGUUGUUUAGCAAUGCAGGAUUCGAUUUUUGGAGUGGGCACCUCUGAAAAUGUUUACGUACUAAUUACAACACCGCAAGGAUAUAAUUCUAAUGGUUCACUUUGAGCUGUAAAUCCAGUGAUGGUAGUGGUAACAUAAUUUGGUUAUUUACAGAGGUUUUGCCCGUAAAGUGAAUUGUAGCAUACCGUAGAAGCAUGAGCAACAAUAACUACGGUAAUUGAACUAGAACUAAGUAUUUUUAAAAACUUAAAAUAAACUAUAAAUAAAAAAACUAGGUAUGUUUUUUUAUUUAUAUUAAUCAUAAAGGUGAAUAUUGCAAUGUAUAUUACAAUUAUAUUACAAUUUGAAUAACUAUAUUCUACCAAAUCCGAUCGUG
Phymastichus coffea is the source of this 2265-nucleotide messenger RNA. It is a transcript of the gene beag, whose product is annotated as protein Red. Gene Ontology annotation, biological process: mRNA splicing, via spliceosome. The coding region runs from base 126 to 1691 and encodes 521 amino acids. Gene Ontology annotation, cellular component: nucleus. Lineage: Eukaryota; Metazoa; Arthropoda; Insecta; Hymenoptera; Eulophidae. The record is from RefSeq and is a predicted model, not a curated record. The transcript is spliced from 4 exons.